AUGACCUGGCUAAAGGAUCUUUUCCAUCGGAGCCCUGAAACAUCCAACGCGAAAAAUGAGGAGAAAGCAAACAAGCGCCGGAGCAAAGUACACAGCCAGAGGGUCCGCCAGCGGGAGAAAGAGCUGAACCGUCGAUCUGGAGAUAAGAGAUUCUUCUGGGGCUCUGUGGCGGUGGACACAACACAGAGCGUGGUUCGCAAGGAGACACGGGGCCCUUGA
Messenger RNA from Penicillium nucicola, 219 nucleotides. RefSeq lists its product as uncharacterized. NCBI's taxonomy places the organism in Eukaryota, Fungi, Ascomycota, Eurotiomycetes, Eurotiales, Aspergillaceae. The transcript has a single exon. Bases 1 to 219 code for a protein of 72 amino acids. The record is from RefSeq and is a predicted model, not a curated record.